AUGACUUCCUCUUCUCUCUCCCUCCGUUUCACAGCUCCACACACUCUCCUCCCUUCAACGAAACCCAGAAGAUCCGUCAUCGUCGCCGCUCAGACCGCAGCUCCGGCGGAAUCCACCGCUUCACCUCCGUCCUUAGACGCAGAUCGUCUCGAGCCGAGAGUCGAGCUGAGAGAUGGAUUCUACAUCCUCAAGGAGAAAUUUCGCAAAGGGAUUAACCCACAGGAGAAGGUUAAGAUCGAGAGAGAGCCGAUGAAGCUGUUCAUGGAGAAUGGAAUUGAAGAGCUCUCGAAGAAGUCAAUGGAAGAGAUCGAUAGUGAAAAGUCAUCAAAAGAAGAUAUUGAUGUUAGACUCAAAUGGCUUGGCCUCUUCCAUCGCCGGAAGCAUCACUAUGGUAAGUUUAUGAUGAGGUUGAAGUUACCAAAUGGUGUGACCACAAGUGCACAGACUCGUUACUUGGCGAGUGUGAUUAGGAAAUACGGUGAAGACGGAUGUGCAGAUGUGACGACGAGGCAGAAUUGGCAGAUCCGUGGCGUUGUGUUGCCUGAUGUCCCUGAGAUCUUGAAAGGUUUAGCUUCUGUUGGGCUAACGAGUCUCCAGAGUGGUAUGGAUAAUGUGAGGAACCCUGUUGGGAAUCCUCUAGCUGGGAUUGAUCCUGAAGAGAUUGUUGAUACAAGGCCUUACACCAACCUCCUUUCGCAGUUUAUCACUGCCAAUUCCCAAGGAAAUCCUGAAUUCACUAACUUGCCAAGGAAGUGGAAUGUGUGUGUGAUUGGGACGCAUGAUCUCUACGAGCAUCCACAUAUCAAUGAUUUAGCUUACAUGCCUGCCACUAAAGACGGUCGGUUUGGGUUUAAUUUGCUUGUGGGAGGAUUCUUUAGUCCCAAAAGAUGUGAAGAAGCGAUUCCUCUUGAUGCUUGGGUUCCUGCUGAUGAUGUCCUUCCGCUCUGCAAAGCUGUUCUUGAGGCCUAUAGAGAUCUUGGAACUCGAGGAAACAGACAGAAGACGAGAAUGAUGUGGCUCAUCGACGAACUUGGUGUUGAAGGAUUUAGAGGUGAAGUAGAGAAGAGAAUGCCGAAUGGGAAGCUAGAGAGAGGGUCUUCAGAGGAUCUUGUGAACAAGAAUUGGGAGAGGAGAGACUAUUUCGGUGUCCAUCCUCAGAAGCAAGAAGGUCUUAGCUUCAUUGGCCUUCACGUUCCCGUUGGUAGGUUACAAGCGGAUGACAUGGACGAGCUUGCUCGUUUAGCUGACACUUACGGCUCAGGAGAGCUUAGACUCACUGUAGAACAGAACAUCAUCAUACCGAACGUAGAGACCUCGAAAACCGAGGCUUUGCUUCAAGAACCGUUUCUUAAGAACCGGUUCUCUCCAGAGCCAUCGAUCUUGAUGAAAGGUUUAGUUGCUUGUACCGGGAACCAGUUCUGCGGGCAAGCGAUAAUCGAGACAAAGCUGAGAGCUUUGAAAGUUACAGAGGAAGUUGAGAGACUAGUGGCUGUGACAAAGCCUGUGAGGAUGCAUUGGACAGGAUGUCCCAACACUUGUGGUCAGGUUCAAGUUGCUGACAUUGGAUUCAUGGGGUGUUUGACACGUGGAGAGAAUGGGAAGCCUGUUGAGGGAGCUGAUGUGUACGUUGGAGGGAGGAUAGGGAGUGACUCGCAUUUGGGUGUGAUUUAUAAGAAAGGUGUUCGUGUUACUGAUUUGGUUCCAUUGGUGGCUGAGAUUCUUGUGAAAGAGUUUGGUGCUGUGCCUAGAGAGAGAGAAGAGAAUGAAGAUUGA
Messenger RNA from Microthlaspi erraticum, 1773 nucleotides. NCBI's taxonomy places the organism in Eukaryota, Viridiplantae, Streptophyta, Magnoliopsida, Brassicales, Brassicaceae. The record is from the annotation of a GenBank genome assembly.